CAGGCGUCGAAGUGAUGUCCCCUAGCAUACUAUGGACCCGUCUGCUGGAGCUAAACAAUCUCAAUGCAGUUAGAUUCGAAAUAUAACCUGGAAAACAGAACAAUGUCACGUCUGCUGCCCAAAUUCACUGUAUUAAAUAGACCAUGGCGUGUUGCCGGUCGACCAGGUAUGGCUGCAUCCGUUCAUCUAACUAACAGUCAAUCAGAGGUCGCCAAAUCAAAUUUCAAGGCUGUAAUAUUUGAUAUGGGUGGCGUGUUAAUACCUUCACCAUUUGAAAUAUUUCGAGCCUUUGAACGCCAAGCGAAAGUGCCACCCGGGACAUUGUCGCAGAUAAUUGUCAAGAGCGGCGAUGAUGGAGCCUGGCAACGUCUUGAGCAAGGGGCCAUCACUCUCUCUGAAUUUGCUGUUGUCUUCAGUAAGGAAUGCAGCCAAAAGGUUGGACGGGAGAUAGAUGUAUCUCCUUUAGUUCAGGCUCUACAAGGCAUUAGACAAACCAGACCCUUUCCAGAAAUGGUUGCAGCGAUCAAGACAAUCAAGUCUGAAGGUCUGAAGACAGCACUUCUCACCAACAACUGGUUUACAGAUGAGCAGAAGACACAAUCGCUGAUACCUUUGGAUACAGCUUUGUUUGACGUGGUGACAGAGUCAUGCCGUGUGAAAUGGAGAAAACCUCAGCUUGAGAUCUACAAGCAUUGUCUGCACAGCCUGCAGGUGGCACCACAGGAGGCUAUUUUGCUGGAUGACCUUGGCAUAAAUCUGAAGGCCGCCAGGCAGCUGGGACUGCAUACAAUUAAAGUAGAGUCAGCAGCCCAGGCUGUGCAAGACUUGGAAAAGACUCUUGGACUGACUCUGGUGGGUAAAGUGGAAGGGACGACAGACGUGGCACCGCAUCUCGCUUUACCUUUGUCAAGUCUGGCCAAAUACCUUCAGUCCCUGCUUGGAGUGCAAGAUACUGGUGAGCCUCUUGUGCGUGCCUUUGAACAUGGUCAGUCUAAUCCCACCUAUUAUGUCAAGUUUGGAAACAGACAACUAGUCCUUAGAAAAAAACCACCUGGAAAGCUGUUGCCAUCAGCUCAUGCUGUUGAUAGAGAAUUCCGAGUAAUGACAGCGAUGGCAUCUCAGGGGGUUCCUGUUCCACCUAUGCUUCAUUUCUGUGAUGAUAGCAGCAUUCUUGGAACCCCUUUCUAUCUGAUGGAGUAUGUGAAAGGCCGCAUUUUCAAAGACAGGCGACUUAUUAACUUGCCUCAUAACCAGCGAUAUUCACUAUUUGAGUCCAUGUGUGAUAUGCUGUGCAAAAUACACUCAGUGGAUAUCAACAAGGCUGGCCUCUCAGAUUAUGGAAAGCAAGGAAAGUUUAUGGAGAGAAACUUUGCCAGAUGGGCCAAACAGUAUGAAGCCAGCAAGACAAGAGAAAUUCCUUCCAUGACAAACCUUAUGCAAUGGAUUUCCAAACAUCUUCCACAGGAUGAGAAAGUCACUGUAGUGCAUGGAGACUACAGGCUUGACAACCUUAUCUAUGCUGAGGAUAGACCAGAAGUCCUUGCUGUGCUGGACUGGGAACUGUCAACACUGGGUGAUCCUCUGACAGACCUCGCUACAUGCUGCAUGACAUACUACAUGCCUGAUGACUCACCAAUCAAUCCAGGAUUUGGUUCUAACUUUGACUUUAAGGGUGAAAACAUCCCAGAUGUCAAAGAAUUUGUUGCCAUGUAUUGUCAAAAAUUGAACAUUCCCCUCAUUGAUAACUGGGAGUUCUAUGUUGCCUUCGUCCAUUUUCGCAUGGCUGCCAUCUUGCAGGGAGUCUACAAACGUGCGAUAUCUGGUCAAGGGAGCUCAGCAAAGGGAAAGAUGGUGGGAGAGAUGGUUGAGACUUUAGCAGAAAGGGGUUGGCAAGUAGCCUGCCAGAGUGGCCUUCAUUCCAUGGAGGCAUUAGCAGCCAUCAAAGGCAGCGGCAUGGAUUCUCAGAGACGAAAUUUUUCCACUCAAGUCCACCCCACGCAGGUCAUCAUGAGUCACUUGGCCCGUCCGCUGUCCUCACAUAGUCACUCUGAAUCUGCAGGUCUGAUGCCAGUGACAGUGUCCGCCCUCUCCUCUCAUGUACAAAACAUACAUCAGCGUGUAAGAGAGAUAAUAGAUGAGCAUGUCCUUCCUUUGGAGGCAGAGCUUCUUAAAAUUGAGGACAGAUGGUCUGUACAUCCACGAGUGGAGGAACUAAAGGCCAUGGCAAAAGCAGAGAAGCUGUGGAAUCUCUUUCUUCCAAUAGAGACAGAUCCAGGGAAAUAUGGAGCAGGCCUCACAAAUGUGGAGUAUGCAUUCAUCUGUGAACAGAUGGGCCGCUCUCUUCUUGCACCAGAGAUUUUUAACUGCAGUGCACCAGAUACAGGAAACAUGGAGGUACUGGUGAAAUAUGGUACAGAAGAGCAGAAAUCAGAGUGGCUGACUCCACUGCUAGAAGGCAAGAUUCGAUCCUGCUUUGCAAUGACAGAGCCAGCAGUGGCCUCCUCUGAUGCUACAAACAUUCAGGCUUCAAUACGACGUGAUGGCAACCACUACAUCUUAAAUGGCCACAAAUGGUGGACAUCAGGAGCCAUGGAUCCAAGAUGCAAGCUUUGCAUUUUUAUGGGCAAAACCGACACAUCUGCAAGUCGUCAUUUGCAGCAAAGCAUGCUACUUGUUCCUAUGGAUAGCCCAGGGGUCAAGGUCAUACGACCUUUGUCUGUCUUUGGUUACGAUGAUGCACCAAGUGGACAUGGAGAAGUGGUGUUUGAAAAUGUACGUGUCCCAGUCACAAACCUACUACUAGGUGAGGGCCGAGGUUUUGAAAUAGCCCAGGGACCUGGGCCAGGUCGAAUCCACCAUUGCAUGCGACUGAUUGGCCAUGCUGAGCGCAGUUUGGAGUUAAUGCUGAACAGGACAACAACACGACAGGCAUUUGGCAAGCCUCUGGCAUCACAAGGAACCAUCCAGGCUGCAGUUGCACAGUCAAGAGUUGAUAUUGAGCAAACUCGUCUUCUGGUCUUGAAAGCUGCUCAUAUGAUGGAUCUCUAUGGCAACAAGGUGGCAGCACCCGAGAUUGCCAUGAUCAAAGUUGCAGCUCCCAGCAUGGCGCUUCGUGUCAUAGACAGGGCUAUACAGGCACAUGGGGGUGCUGGUCUCAACCAUGACUUUCCAAUGGCCCAGAUGUACGCUUGGGCCCGCGUCUUGCGAUUGGCAGAUGGCCCAGAUGAAGUCCACAUGCAAGCCAUUGCACGGAAUGAAUAUGCCAAAAUCACCAGAAGCAGAUUGUAAUGAUCUGAACAGGUUAUUCGAUGUUUGGCAUGUAAAGCUAAAAGUAGAUGCUGUCUCAAAGCAGAUUUCUGUUAUCUCACAGAAUUGCAACUCAGAAACGUGGAAUUAUCAAGCGUUGAACAGAACCUGUUUUAUCUGUGUUCAGAAACAAAAAACAGUGGGGGCUGAGUUUUGCCUAGUAGAGCCAAGUGCUUGAUUUUCUGAGUGAAAUUAUUUGUGAUUUUCUACAAAAUUGUAAUCUUUGGACUAUAAAAACGUUAGUACCUUAAAUUUGAAGAUUGGGAUAAGUGCAGUUUGAUGAUGUUUGACUUUAUUAUUCAAUAACACAAAAGUGCUACAAAUGCACAAAGGAUGGUAAAGCAAAUGAUGAAAUUAGCUUGAAGCAUUAAUGUAGCUGUAUUUCAUCCUACAUUAUUUUCAUCUUCAUGUUAUUUACUUUAAAAAGUAUAAUGAUAAUUUUUGUAAUAUUGUUCACAUUGCUGGUAGUCUGCUCCAGACCAAAGUGCUUUCAUGUUUAACACUGUUGCCUAUAAUACAAAUUAAACAGAAAACAAUGUUUUUAUUUUAUUUUGGUAUAAUGUAUUUUGUACAAAUUGUUUUUUUUUUUUUUUGCAAGAUUUGUUAAAGCAGUAUUUUUAUUGUGGAAUAUGAUCACCUUAAUUUUAAGAGAAGUAUUUUUAAUAAUAAAAAUCCUCUUAUUAACUGAUUUUUGCAGUGUAGACCCCUUGGAGUGAUGCCGAGUUGAAUACUUCGUUGUUUCCUCUUUCCUUUUACAAAAAAGUGAACAGUGGCCAAAUGUUACAAGUGAAAGAAGGGCAGACUAAGCAAAUAGAACAAAUGACUGGCUAUAAUAACUUCCAAGGAUGGAGAAUAUGAACCUGCCCGACUUGAUACUCGGGCUAUCUCAGACCAUCACUAGGGUAACCUGACUGGACUUGGAAUCUGAGUUACACAAGUAUCAUGAAUCUAGUAUGACAUUUCCUUUUACACAAAGUUGGGCUAGCGGCACAAGAAACAACACUGCAGAGUGUUUAUGGAGACGGAGCUGGUUUAUUUUAAAGUAGAUUGUAUUAUGUAACAAAUGUAAUUUCCUGGUCAGUCAAAGCCUUACUCCUUUUUUUUUUUAACAAGUGAUGCAAAAUCUUAAGAAAUCUCAUGAAACAAAGACUUAAAUGACUCGAUGACUGAAUCACAAAAGUACACAUACUACUUCAAAUUCUUUGGAUGGUUAGUUUGGCAGGAAAGUGGUUCCACCUAGAGGCAAUUUUGGACUAUGAGAGGGAUGGUGAUGGGAGAGGAAACCAGAGAAAAACUCUGCCAGCCAGCCCUUCACCCACUCGCACACCCCACCAAUAACUCUGACAACCUGGCCUUGAUCAGUUAAAAUGGAGCUUUGGACUCCUACCUCCACUUCAGUAAGGGAAAGCAGAUAUGAAGGGUUGAGUUCAACGGAUAGUCAACCCCACUGUGGUCAGUGUUCUGCUGUCAUUUAGAACAAACACUUCUUUACAUGGUUCUUCUGGGGGAAGAAGGUUAGGGUAAGAAAAUGCAGUACAUAGAAAGGUUACAAAACACUAUAAAAUGAAUGUAAAAUCCAUUUUUUUCCUCAAUCAUCAACAUUCCAGUUACCUUCCCAUAAGUGAGAAGGGCAUGUCAUCCAUGGACAUGCAGUAAGACAAAAGCAACUUGCAAUCCUGGGAUUAGUUUAUUUUGACAAGUGUUCCAUGAUUGAUGAAACAUUGGCACCAUCAAAAAAUUAACAGACACAUGGAUGGACAUUAGUGUGGCAAGAAGGUUGGGGAAGGGGGCAUCCUACUUGAAUAAAGUUAUGGUUUCAAAUUUCUGUUCAUCUAACUCGAAAACACUGUUGUUGCUUACAACAAAAUCUAUAGUAUUUAAAUUUAUAGAAGUAAAAACCACAAAGACAUCACUGUGGUAUACAGUAAGUUUUGCACUGAUACUAAAAUAGAUAUUUCACUCAAUACGAACGUUCAACAGAAAACAACUUAGAAUGGCUGUUAUCAAGAGGGGUAUGCCAUUGCAUUAAAGUCAGAAUUGUGUUGAGAUUUCUAAGAUGGUACAUAUUAAGUUUCUGUGUGUAAAAACAAACAUUUCCAGUUGUACAUUCCAAAUGAUUUUAUCACAAACCAUUCCUUCCAAAGUUGUAAGGCUCUGAUAAACUUUGGGCUUAACAAUUACUGGGUAAAUGGUCUGGUCUUGUGAUAGAUAAGGGGCAUUUGGACUGUAAACAUUUCUUGUGAUCAAUUUUUUUUUCACCAUUCCUAUAACAUAAACCGCCAAACAUUUGAUGUACUAGAAAAUGUUUAAAAAUUAUUUCAGAAAUAUCUAAUUUACAAUUUUUUUUUUAGGCUAAAUAUCUAACAAAACAUACAUAUACAGCAGAUGAGCAAAACAAUCUUUGCAAUAAAAAUAACAAAAGAUGAGAUAGAAAUGACUAUGAAUAGGCAGUUUAAAAAGCAAACAUUUGUAUUUGGUAUUUUGAACAACUUACCUAACCUUUAUUUUGGUAGGUCACCAAGGCAAAAUAUGACAGUUUGACCAACACCUGGAGAAUUUAAUGACUUACCAGAACAGAGUGAGGAAUGAUUGAUUAUGUGUACUACUACAAAGGUCUUAAUGAAAAGAAAGUAAAUAAGACGAUGUCUAGAGUUUGCACAUAUUUUUUAUCUUUGAUUUGUCGUAUUCUACAGUAAAGUAUAUUCAGUAAGGGUACCCUUCGAAAGAAAAUAACUUACGACCUCCCUCAGAGGACAGCAACACAAAUCUUCUACUAUAAUGAUGUUGCUCAUGUAAAAAAAAAGAAAGUGGAAAAGAAACUCAAAUCACUUCAUGGUGGAAGGGUGAAGCUCACAUUGUUAGCUUUAGAAGUUCCUGUCGAUGUACAAAUUUCACCUUCCGUGAAAACCCUUCUAUUCCUGCAAAGAACUGAAAAAGUCUUUCUAGUAGCAGGAAAAAUACAUACCAUAAAGACUUUAAGCACGCAGUCUUCACCUUUCAGUUUAAUGCAUGGAAACAUGAUUGCAAAGAUGAUUCUUCAGCAAUGCUCAUGCCCUAAUACAGUUUCAGUAUAAAAGAAUGCAAGACUUGCAAACAAUUGCUUAUAUAUGGUAAUCUGUAAUGCCACAUGUAAUGCCUUAUUCAUAAAUAUGAAUCACUACAGAAAUACCUGCUUGCCACACUGUUAAUGUCAAUAGUUUAUGUAACAUUUAUUUACAUUUGACCAUCACAGUUACGGUUAUGGAACUUUAAAAAUUGAAGAGAUGUGAACACCCCACCUUUCAUAAUGAAGAUUGGGCUCUGUACAGACAUCUAAAGAUAAUGGAUUGAAAUUAGAAUAUUUUUCCUGAACAGUUCAUAUCACGUUCUUUAAAUAAUGGUUCUAGCACAGUUGAAUAAUGGAUACUCAAAUUAUGUUGCACCACACAACAUUUGCAAUAUUUGAAACAAAAUUCUCUGAGCGGAUAUGCUAGCAUUUUCUGUAGUGCAAAGAGAGAAACUGCUCCAAGUGUUAGAAACAGUGCUGUAUAGCUGCAUAUUGUUAAUAACCAGUGGGCUCACAAAGCAGCACUAAAUAGAGAUGUAUCAACUUCUCUGAAGUGCGACAGCUGUAUUAUGGUGUCUCUUGCAAUUCACAGAAAAUGUACAUUAUUAGAAUAAAUUGUACAUCAUUAAAAAAAAUUAUCUCCCUUCCCAUUUUGCCCUGGAAUUUCAAAUGAUGCAUCACCAGUAUGCACUACAAUUUAUCCACAACAGUAAUAUCAGACCACAUUGAUAUAUUGCACCUGUAGAACAAUAUCUGCUAUAGUCAUAAUGUAAAGUUCCCAAAGUCAAGAGCUGGGAAAAAGCCUAAGGCUAAGCCAGAAUCAAGAACAGCACUACCCUCAGCCUUUGCAUCUUUUCAUUUGACAUAAGUGGUGGGCACUGGAAAUGCCCAAAGUUGUUAUCUUGCCUACAUAUAUAAAUUUAAUGCCAGAAAGAGGUAUUAAUGCACACUUUUAAAAGCCAUCAGGGAUAAAGCACAUUUAGCAACGAUUAUCUCAAAUCAGAAUGCUGAAGUAGUAAGUACUUGAAAGUGCAGAGGCAUGUAGUUGGUCAGAAAUGUGAGGAGACAGUCUGUGCACGUGUUCAUACUAUCCCCACUGUGGAAAAAUUAUUUUGUCAGCCACUAAAGCAGUGAUGAGAACAAUGACGAAACAAGAAAAAGACCAACAAGGCCUGGGGAAAUCUGGGUAUCGUAGCUAGCAUCUGCACCAGCGAAGAGCUACUCCUGCUACCUACACCAUCACAGCAAACAGUUUCAAGAAAGGAAAAGAACUUAAAGGUCUAGACAGGCCUUAUAUAAGAAAAUCAAAUUACUCCAUCGCUGCGUUAUGCCAAGCCAUGACCAAGGAGAGCACACAGCACAUCUUUGGUACAGAUGAAUGUGAACAAGACAAAUGAAAUUGCAUAGGAGUCAGAAACUGCUGGUAUCUUCCUGCAUCUAUUCUACUUGCACACACAUGGGAGCUGAGGUCACUGUUGAAGUUAUUAUCAAUAGUUUUUAGAUAAGAAGCUGUAUGUAGGGCAUCUUCUGCAAAGUUUGCUUGAAAUAAGAUAAAACAUACACAAUGGUAAUUGGAAAUAAAUAGCCCUUUCAAACUUGCUGUGUAAGUGCAGUUUUGUAACAAUGGAUAUGGGUGUCUACACUUUUUUUUUGAAGUAUCUAUGAUGUACUCGUGUUAUCUGACACAUUCUAAUGCAGACAUGUCUGAGGGUCCUCCAAGGGUCACAUUUGUGCUGUCACGAGGGCCGCAAACGUGAACAGUGUCUUGUGAGGGGCUGCAAAUGUGCUUGCAAAGGGCCAUGUUUGACUUGCCUGCUCUAAUGCCUCUUUUUUUUUAAUGACCUAAACAUUGAUUAAAUGACUCGCUGCCAGACGAGGGGAGAAAACUGAUGGAUAACUGUUUUGUGCAUCUCUUUUGCUUCAUACAACUUUCUCACCAGUAUUACCUUUCUUUGCCUUAAGAGUUUACAUGCUAUUAUGUACACAAGACAAUCACUUGAACUUUUAGCAUAAACCCACGGGUGGUUAGUUGUGUUUUACGCCGUGCCAGCAACUAUGGCUAUAUCACGAUGAAUAAUCACACGGAAAACCAGCCUUCUAACACAGACAUGUGGUGUCCAUGCUACAUUCAAGUAAUGAUAUCUCCAAACAUCUCAAACAACUGUUAACAUGCAUCACACAAUGUCAUUUACCAACGUCGAAAUUUUUAUCCAACAGGUAAAGCAGCUCUAUGUACAAAUAUUACUUCUUACAAUGCUCAACAUACCCAUCUUCAAAAUAAAAUGAGAUUUCUCUCUCUGGAAAAAACCCAUGUACACCUUGUUAAUGUCACUUUCUGAAAGUUUUCAAUCUUUUCAUUUAUCCCACAUUGGCUACAAACACUGGUAUUUUUUCCCAAAAGAGACCAAUAUUUGCUACACCAGUAUCCUUUACAAGAUAUUCCAGUACUACAAGAAAAUCUUGGUUGUGCUUCAUUCUUAACAAAUCUCGUGGGAAGUAAGCCAGUUUUUGUGCUUAUGCCACUGAGAGAGGAUUUCUUUCUGCAAGCCUGUUUUAUAGGUCACUCAAUAAACCAGAAAAUCAUCUAUGGAUAUAAAAACCUUGCCACUAGGCCACACUUUAAUGUCCUGAAACUAAACUGAGCACUAAAUAAAUAAACUAUAUCACAAAUUUUUCUAUCAGGCACACCACAAAAUAAACAAGCCAAAACUCCAUUUGUAGACAUUAAUGAACUUAAUGAUCAGCUGCUUUUUCAAGGCCAGCAAAAUAACUAGGUGAGCUUCCUCUUGAUACUCAUGCUGUGUGUUGAGCUGAAGUAGAGAGUAAACGUUUGUUCUCAUCUCCUGACUGGCUGAAUAUGUCUGGUGUGUUGCCACUGCUGCUCAAGUAGCUCAGAAUGGUAAGAAUGUAAGAUUGCACCACUACUAAAGUUACUAUCAUGUCUAAUAAGUAUGGUGUUUAUGGGAAGGAUUAAAAAA
Molecule: messenger RNA, 9330 nt
Organism: Pomacea canaliculata
Lineage: Eukaryota; Metazoa; Mollusca; Gastropoda; Architaenioglossa; Ampullariidae
Product: acyl-CoA dehydrogenase family member 10-like
Molecular function (GO): oxidoreductase activity, acting on the CH-CH group of donors; flavin adenine dinucleotide binding
Source: RefSeq, a predicted model, not a curated record